Molecule: messenger RNA, 669 nt
Organism: Bradysia coprophila
Lineage: Eukaryota; Metazoa; Arthropoda; Insecta; Diptera; Sciaridae
Gene: apn
Product: apnoia
Source: RefSeq, a predicted model, not a curated record
AAUGGUUCAUUCAAUCAAAAUAAGUCGAGCCAAAAUCAUUAAUUUGCAGUGAUCGAUAAUUAAAACCAAUUAAAAUGUUCAAAUCAGAAAAUUGUAUUGUGGUGGUGAUUGCUCUGUUGUAUCUUGUUAAUAUAUCGUGGUGUCAGGAUACUACAAAUAAUGAGGAUACCAAUGUUACAGAAAGUCGAACAUUCGGACAUCAUUUCUUAAAACGUAUUAGUUUUGCGCUCAUACCGGCUUCGUUUAUCGUCGGAGUUAUCACUACAUUAUUAGCUGCACUAACUGUGGUAUCGAUUAAAGGUCUUGGAGUCGGAAUUAUUCUUUUAGUAAUUGCUUUUGGCCAAAUUCUUUCGCGAACUUUGCCGGCCGCACUGCCUCUAUCAUCGUCGACACAAUAUCAGGCUCCAUAUCCGGUGGUGUACUCUCAACGCCAAGAUCCAGUGUGGAUCGAAAAACCAGCGUGGCGAUAAAUUUUAUCGAUUUUAUUCUCUUAUUUAAAGGCACAGCAUAGCACUUUAGUGCUGCAAGCAACAAGAAUUAACAUCGAAAAGAUUCGGCGCUUGUUAAGCCAGUGUUAAUGCUUGGAACACUAAAGUGUUGUGUGUACGCACAGACAAUUUAUUUAUUUAUUUAAUUUAUUUUAAACUUAGUUCUAAUAAAAUUCAAAUC